Molecule: messenger RNA, 2056 nt
Organism: Temnothorax curvispinosus
Lineage: Eukaryota; Metazoa; Arthropoda; Insecta; Hymenoptera; Formicidae
Product: dnaJ homolog subfamily B member 13-like
Exons: 6
Coding region: 70-1218 (382 amino acids)
Cellular component (GO): cytosol
Molecular function (GO): protein-folding chaperone binding
Source: RefSeq, a predicted model, not a curated record
CACUCGCUGCAGAUAAAUGUCACUUUUCAAAAAAUAUUUGCAUUAUUCUCCGUACCAUCGUUUUUCGACAUGGUUUCUCAAGCUUCGAAGAGUGAUCUGAAUAUAAAUGCGUUACGCGAAAAAUGCAUGUGCACCCAACGCGGAAUAAAUUAUUAUAAAAUUUUGUCAUUGGGAUCGAAUUGUGACAACACGGAAAUCAAGGAAGCAUACCGACGAUGCGUCACACGAUACAAUCCCGCGCGGCAAAAGAACGGAGGUGCUGAGGCGAUUUUCGCCUUAGCAGCUGAAGCGUACGACGUGCUUUCAGAUCCUCUUAGAAGGGCCGUGUAUGAUCAAUACGGUGAAGAGGGUCUUAAAAAUGGUGUGCCGAGACCAGAAGAAUUCGUGAAACCUUACGUCUAUCAUGGCGAUCCGAUGCAAACCUUUAGAGAAUUCUUCGCGACUGAAAAUCCGUACGACGAUCUUCUAAAUAUUCUAACAGAGCCUCAACCUCUACUUGAAUUUCCUGAGGGUCGGGGUAUAAAACGGAAGGAGGAACCCUUAAUUAAAACCCUGUUUCUAACUCUCUCGGAAGUAUUUUUCGGCGGGAUAAAGAAAAUGAAGAUCCAGAAGUUGGUUUUAGUCGGUGAUGAUAAGUCGACGACGUUGUCGACGGAAAAGAUCUUGACGAUACCUAUUAAGCCGGGAAUCCCAGCAGGUACCAGAAUAGUAUUUCCAGAGGAGGGUGAUCAAGGCCCUACGAAGAUACCCGCGGAUGUUAUCUUCGUCACGGAGGAUCGGUCUCACGAAACGUUCCGGCGAGAGGGCUCGGACUUGCACACGACGGUCGAUAUCUUUCUAAGGGAGGCGCUGACCGGAACGGUGAUCACGCUCAACACCGUCGACGACAGAACUCUUCGGAUUCCAAUAACAUCAAUCGUCGCACCAGAUUACAUGAAACGUGUGCCAGGUGAGGGAAUGCCACUUCCUACAAAUCCAAAGCAAAAAGGCGAUCUAAUAUUGAGGUUCAACAUCGAGUUUCCAGUUUAUUUGCCAUUGUCCAGUAAGAAUCAUAUUAAGAAAGCUUUUGAAGUAUCUCGUACAAACAUCGAGAAUGCCGAAUACGUUCAUCGGCUCAUAUUGGCCAACAAAAUGCGUAGAAAUGUCGACGACAACGUUCCACUUCGAUAUGGCGCGAACGAUGAAGCUGAUCGAUUGAAAUUCAUAUGUGAAACGUGAUUUCGCAAAUAUCUGUAUGUUAUUUCAUAUGCAUGUUUACGUGAUAUCACUCGUCAUACAUUUCUCAACGUUGUGAACUCUGUGAGAAAUUAUAUAAGAAUGAAAGUUGCUGAUGAAAGCUAUUGCUUCUGGUGCACAACUGAUUAUUUCAUCGCAAUGAGUGUAACUAGUAUGAUAAUUAAAUUAUUGUUUCAAGACUUGCAUGCACAAUCAUUUGCUACGAGAGCAUUUGUCUGAAAAAAUAAUACACAAUUCGAAAAAAUAAUGAGCUAUAUUUUGUAUGUAUACAUUUAAUUUGUAUUAUAUUAGGCUGAUUGGCUCGAUAUUUAUUCUAAAAAUAUCAGUGCCAGAUUUAUUAAAGAACGAUUUUCCUUCUAACAUCAUAGACUAAAAUAGCUGAUGCUGGUAUCGUUGACCUUUGUAAAUGCCUGACGCGAGUACACCGAUAUCAGCGGACCUAUUGUGACUUCAAAGAGACCGCUCACUUUAACGCGAUAUAACGGGUGUCUCCAUCUUGUGGGACCUAUUGAUGAUUCAACAAGAGUCAUCGGUCGGUAGUCCAUGACUCCUCUCGUUAGAUUUACAAUUCUUCUAAGGAAAAUCUGUAUGCGUGGAAAGAAAAAAAAAUAUCAUGUGACAGAUAUUGGAAAAAUCCCAUUCGAAACAACAUGAUUGAUAAGACCGGUUUAAAAGGCGCUUGGUAGGAGGUCGUUCCACCAAGUUGCAGCCGAAAGGCGGCCUCGACCGUGCCAUCCGCCAGCGACGCUGAGCUAUUAUCUCGGGCAAUCAUAUGACUCCUCCGCACGUGACUUUAUUUACAGUAAGAGACUUAUACCCG